Messenger RNA from Perognathus longimembris pacificus (Pacific pocket mouse), 1192 nucleotides. It is a transcript of the gene Znf621, whose product is annotated as zinc finger protein 621. The transcript has 4 exons. The record is from RefSeq and is a predicted model, not a curated record. NCBI's taxonomy places the organism in Eukaryota, Metazoa, Chordata, Mammalia, Rodentia, Heteromyidae. The coding region runs from base 223 to 1185 and encodes 320 amino acids. Gene Ontology annotation, molecular function: DNA-binding transcription repressor activity, RNA polymerase II-specific. Gene Ontology annotation, biological process: negative regulation of transcription by RNA polymerase II.
GGUCGCGCGGUCUCCCGCGGUUCCGCAGCCGGGUUGCCCUCGCCGUUCCCGGGCCGGUCCCCAUGGCCUGGCGUCCUUCCCUCCCGACUCGCUGGGGCCUCCGGGCCUGGCGGAAGCCGCCCGGGGUCCUGCCCUGGGCGGCGCGGCGCGGCCCUGUUCGCUGACUGAGCGCCGGGGGUCCCGACCCCGGGACGGACGGACAAACGGACGGCGGCGGUGGCGAUGGAGUCGGCCGGGCCGCGGGAGUCGGUGGCCUUUGAGGACGUGGCCGUGUACUUCACCCGGAGUCAGUGGAGCCGCCUGGGGCCCGCGCAGAGGGCCCUGUACCGGGAGGUGAUGUUGGACACCUACGCCAACGUGCUCUCCCUGGAAGCAUCCCAUCCCCUCCAGAAGCCUGUCCUCAUCGCCCAGCUGGAGAGCGGCGGGGUCCCGUGCGCCCCGGACCCCUGGGCCCCCGCGGGGCCCAGAGGGCUGGGUCCUGGUGGAGAUGCCCAGUCGGAGGAGGAGGAGGACAUGGGCUCCGGAGCCCCCAGGCCGCCCCUCGCGCCUCCGGGGGACCGCCCCGCACCCUGUUCCUCCGCGGGCCCCGCGCCCCGGGCCCCGAUCCUGCGUGGCGGCAUGAAGUUCUACGCCUGCGACGCGUGCGGGAAGCUGUUCCGCUUCCCCUCCAAGCUGCUCCGCCACCUGCUGAGCCACAGCACCGAGAAGCCCUUCCCGUGCGCCGCCUGCGGCAAGGGCUUCAAGUCCCGCUACGACCGCCUGGUCCACGAGAAGAACCACCGUGGCGUGGGGCCCUACGCGUGCCCGGAGUGCGGCCGGGCGCUCAGCUCCAGCACCGCCCUGGCCCAGCACCGGAGGAUCCACACCGGCGAGAAGCCUCACGCGUGCCAGGUGUGCGGGAAAGCGUUCACGUGGCGGGGCAGUUUCGUUCAGCACCGGGAGCUGCACCCCGUGGACAAGCAGCAGCAGCAGCAGGUCCCCCCAACUCACGGACCCCGGCCGGACCCUGUCCCGCGCCUGCCUCCGGCUUCACCGGUGACUGCGCCCACGCCCAUCCUACUCUGGGCUCCCCCCAGGUUGUGGCUGGUGUUCCCACCCACGUGGGGGGCCCCUUCACCCCUCGCCCAAGGGGUGCGGGGGCUCCAGGUCCUCAUCCCUGCCGCCACGCCUCCCCUACUGCCCUGACCUUUCU